CGCGCAGUAAUCCGACGGAGAGCGCCAAGUGUGUAAUAAGGCUGACCCAGAAAAUGGCCACUAGAGGGUGGUGUAAUCACCUGAUUUAGAGUUUUAGUCAUAUUUUGCUUAAUGUAAAGACGAUUUGGACGAAGGAGCCGUAGGAUUGAAAGCCUUGUAGCUCAUUUAUACGUCGUAGAUAGCCCAUUCUAGCAGCUGUUGUUGUCGAGGGCUUUCUAACGCUGGAUUUACCUUCGAAAGUCGGUGCUCGAAGAAUCUGUCCGUCUGCACCUAUCCCCGGAUUUCAGCGAUCACAAGAAUUUACCAGCCGCCUGGAAAGUUUCCAAAGCUUCACGAAGACAUAUCCUGCAAAGGACACAAGUUCCUUAGGAUAAAGAAGAACUCCUUCUAAGACUGAUGAAGAAUCAGCCCAUGUACUUGCCCCAGCCAUAUUGCCAAGGAAAGCAUUAUUCAUUUAAAGGAAAAUAUUCUCUGUGUACAAGAAAGCAAAAAGAAAAGGUCGCCUUAGGUAAAUGUCAAAUGUGAGUGACUACACUGCUUCGGUCAAGUUGAAAAUCUCUGCAUAACAGGCCAUCGAAAUAAAAAUAGCAAAGGUACGAACCCUGAGGGAAUAACUUUGAAAACAAACGGAAACGCGAAACAGCUGAAGACACCAAACGUCAGGAAUGAAGCAUAAGAAAUCUCAAGAAGAUAAGUUCUAAAGAAACAAGAUGAGUACGACAGGGAAACCGUCUGGGCUGAAACCGCCCAGUAAAAUAGCCAAACCUGGAGCCACAGGCAUCCCCAAGGCUGGUGGUACAGCUGCUAAGGGUGCGGCAGGUGCAGCUAAAGGUGCAGCAGGUGCAGCCAAAACUGCAGCUGGAGCUGGCAAGGGUGCUCCAGGUGCUGCAAAAGGUGCAGCUGCAGGCAUACAACACUUUACAGGCUUGUAUGCCUCCGCCACCACUAAGGCUGCGGCCUCUUCUGUUAUAUCUUCAGAUGGGUGGAAAAUUGGUGAUCGUGCGUAUGUUGCCGGCACCAAGGCCGGUUAUAUCCAGUUCAUCGGUGAAACGCAAUUCGCGCCAGGUGAGUGGGUCGGAAUCGUGUUGGACGAACCUGUGGGAAAGAACGAUGGCUCCGUGGCCGGCGUGCGGUACUUCCAGUGUACGCCGCAGCACGGCGUGUUCUCACGGGCUGCGAAACUUACCAGAGAGCCUGCAGCGCCAGGAGCUGCCGCAGGCGUGCCGUCCGCGGCCGCUGCAAGGUCACGGGCGUCAAGCUCUGCCUCGAGAGGAGCCGGCGACGCAGUUAACGGGUCAAAAUCGACAGAAAGACCCAGCAGUCGACUUUCAACGUCAACGAAAUCUUCCAGUCUGAAACAGCGGUUAGCGGGAUCCAGCAUGGGGACUCUAACUCCCAGCGUGUCCAUGACUAGUCUGGUAGACAUCGGGAAGAAAGCGGAGGAACUGUUCAGUCUGGGUGACCGAGUCCUGGUCAGUGGGACGAAGGCAGGUCUGGUGAGGUAUCUGGGGACGACAGACUUCGCCAAGGGGGAGUGGGUCGGGGUGGAGCUGGAGGAGGAACAGGGCAAGAACGACGGAUCUGUGGCAGGGAAGAGAUAUUUCACCUGUAAGCCCAAGUUCGGCCUGUUUGCUCCGGUGCACAAGGUCCAGCCUCUCGGGGAGGGGGAACCUGUGCCUAAGGCAACACCCAAACAAGCCUCAGUACCAGGCUCUGCAACAGCUGCCAGAAUAGCAGCCAGGAAAGCCCAGUCAGAAGCGCCCCCACCCCUUCCCCUCGGUACUCCAGGCGCCAGGUCUCGCAGUGGCAGCAGCAGCUCCAUCAGCUCCAUUAGUUCCAACAUCAGCUCAGCAUCAGGCUAUGGAAGGCACUCUGAACUGCGUGCUGCUGCCAGGAAGACGCGGGCAUCCACAGGAAGCUCUACACACGCCAUGCAGGAACUACUGCAGGAGAAGGAAAAGAAACUGCAGGACCUUGAAGAUGCCAGGAUGGUUGUCAUCAAAAACAUCAAGGAGGCGCUGAAGGAGAAGCAACAACAUGUGGAGCAGCUCUUGGCAGAACGUGACAUGGAACGUGCGGAGGUCGCACGGUCAGCCUCUGCCGUUCUGGAGUCUCAGACACAGCUGGAUAGCCUACGAGCAGACCACGAAAAGUAUGUCCGCGAGAGUGAAAUCAACGUGGAGAAACUGCGUGCAAUGGUGGAAGGUGCGGACAAGGAGAAGAUGGAACUUGUCAAUCAACUUGAAGAAGAAAGAAGGAAAGUUGAAGACUUGACGUUCAGAAUUGAAGAACAGACCAUCUCAUCAGGAGACCUGGAGACACAGAGCCGGGAGGAGCAUGAACGCUUGAAACUAGUAGAAGCCGCCCUGGUCCAGGAGAGGCGCAGGGCCGAGAAACUGCAGGAAGAGCUUGAGGAUACGCGGGCCGCCAGUGUGUCGGAGAAGGCCAAGAUCUCGGACCUGGAGAAGGAGAGUAAGGAGUACUUCGAGCAGAUCGAGGAGCUCACACAGAAGCUGGAUGCGGCCGAAAACAAGAUCAAGGCCUUAGAGAGUGAGAGUGUGGAGGGCGGGGCCCAGGCCAGCGUGGCAGCCAUCGAGCUCCAGGAGAGAGAUGACAAGAUCACCAGACUGGAGGGGAAAAUCAACAACAUCACACAGGAGAAGACGGCACUGGAGAAGUCACUGGCUGAGAUGAAAGAAGAACUUGAAGAUGGUAACAACAAGAGGCAGAAACAAGAUCAGGUCAUCGAAGAACUGAAUGCCAAACUUGCAAGCAAACAAGAGGCAAGUGAUAACAUGAACAAGGAGAUGCAGGAACUGAAGAACACCAUUGCUGAGCUUCAGAGUCAGGUGAAGGCAGGAGAGGAGAAGACUUCCCAGCUGACUGCAGACAAGGCCAAACUGGAGGGGGAGAAGGAGGAAAUGCUGAAGAAUUCUGGUGACAGCUCUCAACAGCUGAGCAGGCUGAACGACCAACUCAAGGAGAAGGAUAAAGAAAUAACAGAACUGAGGGAUGCCCUGUCCCAAGCCAACCAGAAUAACGAGAAGUUGGAACACACGGCAAAACAGGCCAAGGAGCAGGCAGCGCAGGAGGCUGCUUCAGCACAGGAGAAACACCAGGAGGAGGUCAAGGCCCUGCAGGAGAAGCUACAGAACAUGGAGAGCGAAGUCCAGAAGCACGUCGCCAAGAUCGGCAAGCUGACGGAGAGCCACCAGAAGGAGAUCGACGAGCUGACCAGCAAGCGCACCUCGGAGAUGACGGACCUGAACGGGAAGCUGGCGGAGGCGGAGAAGAAGCUGAAGGAACUGAACAACCACCAGGAGAAGACGCAGCACACCAUCGAGGAGGUGCAGCACGAGAGGGACACGCUGAAGGAAUCCAAGGAGAAGGCCUGGGCCCAAUACGAGGCCGUUCUUAAGGAACGAGAAACAGCUCUGGCCGAGAAGGCGGAGCUUGAGGCAGAGAAACAGAAGCUGAGUCUGGAGAAGGAGACUGCCAUCUCUGAGAAAGAAGCAGCCGUCACCAAGCAACAAGAACUCACGGCAGAGAAGGAGAAGGCAGUCCAAGAAAAACAAGAUGUUCUAAACUCUGCCACUGAGUCGUCGGGUAAGCUUGUCCAAGUAAUUCAGGAGAAAGAUGCAGUCACAGCAGAGAAGGAGUCUGCCAGGAAAGCCACUGAUGAAGCCUUGUCCAAGGUUAAAGCCUUAGAAGAGGAGCUCCAAGCCACCAAAGAUGAACUGGUCAAGUUUCAACAGGAACUGGAGAAGAGCAGACAGGAGUCUGACCUGGGAGCUCAGAGUGUUGCAGAGAUGCAGAAACAAAUAGACCACAUCAAGAACGAGCUAAACGAAUCCCAGAGGAAGGUGACGGAACUUGACACAGAGAACAACAACAUCAGGAGAGAAAAGGAGGCCUACAAAACAGAUGCAGAGGACAAGGCUAAGGAAAUGGAGUACCUUGUCGAGGUCUCCCAGAAAAAGUUCAAGGAGAUGGAGGAGGAGAACAACAGCAUCCUUGACGAGUUGGCUGAGUUCAAGGCUGAAGCCGAGGACAAACACAAGGCUCUUAAAAAAGCCAAAGAGAUGGAGGAAGAAAACACCAACCUUAAGAAGGAACUGAAGAACCUGAAACAACAGGCUGAAGACAAGAAUCAGGCCAUGAAGGCCAGUGGUGAUGAGAUGCAGAGCAGGCUCGCCGCCAUGCGGGAACAAAACUCCAAACUCCGACAGGAGGUCGAACACCUCAAGGAGGAGGCCGAGGACAAAGCCAAGUUCCAAAAGCGGGCUACCCAACUGGAAACCGAUAACGCCAAACUCCGCAAAGAACUCGAGGAGUUCUGGAUGGACGCUGAGGAGAACGUGCAGCAAGAGAAGAGAGAGACAGAGAUGUACCAAAAGCGGGUCGUGGAGCUUGAAUCCGAGAAGGACAAGCACCGCACAGAGGUCCAGACUCUCUCCGAGGAACUCCUUCAGAACAAGAAGCAAUCCAAGAAAAGCAUCUCAGAGAUGCAGAAGAGGGUCAAAGAGAUGGAAGAGGACGGCCACAAGUUUCAGCAGCUUCUCGAUGAGACCAGAACUGAGCUGGAGCAAAAAUGCGAGCAAGAAAGGUCGGAAAAAGAACAGCUUCAGACCAAGGUGUCUGAGAUGGAGACUGAGCGCGAACAGCUCCAGAAAGAGAUGACCUCCUUCAAGACAGAAGUCCAGGAGAAGACAGCGCAACAACUGAAGGACAGCGGUGGUCUGCAGAAAAGAAUUGCAGAGCUGGAGGCUGCUAAGCAAAAACUGGAGAAAGACAUCGAAAUCAUGAAGGAAGAGUUCAAAGUCAAGUCAGAGCAAGAACAGCGUGAGAAAGAGGACCUCCAGAAGAAGCUAUCCAACAUGGAGGCUGACAGAAACAAGCUGCAGGAAGAGAUGAGCAACAUGAAGAGUAAUCUAGAGGGCAAUCUGGAGAAAGGCCAGAAGGAGUCUGAGCAACUCCAGCUGAAGACCAAGGACCUGGAAGAUGUCAUCAACAAACUUCAACAACAACUGGAGGAGAGGAAGAAGGAGUAUGAGGAGAAAAAUGAACAAGCUAAGAAAGACAUCAAGGGGCUCCAGAAGAGAAUAGCUGAGCUGGAAAAUGAGAACAAAAGGCUGGAGCAGGACAUGGGCAGCACUAAAGGGGAGCUGGAGAGUAAACUGUCUCAGGAGAAACAGGACGGAGAACAACUCCAGGCUAAAAUAACAGAACUUGAAGCAGAAAACCUGAACCUCCACAAGGACAUGGGCAGAUUCAAGGGCGAAUAUGAAGGAAAACUUGACUUAGAACAGAAGAAGAGUGCCCAGCUACAGAAGAGAGUUGCUGAGAUGGAAACAGAAAACAGUAACCUGCAAAAAACCAUGGAGAGGCUGAAGGGAGAGGUGGAGGGAAAACUGGAGCAAGGCCAGAAGGAGACCUGGGAGUUACAAAACAAGAUCUCUGAAGUGGAGGCUGAAAAGGAAAAAGUACAGAAAGAACUGGAGAAUGUUAAAGAAGAACUGGAGGAAAACCUGAAGCAAGAGAAACUGAAGGGAGAAGAACUGCAGAUGAAGAUCACCAAGGCAGAGGCAGACAAAGAGAAGCUCGUAGAAGACAUGAAGGCUGCCAAGAAGAAAUCUGACGACAAGAUCAAGAAAAGAGAUGAAACCAAUGCUGACCUCCAGAAGAAGAUCCAGGCUGUGGAAGCUGAGAAAGAACAGGUCCAGGGGGAGCUUAGCUCCUUCAAGAAGGAAACAGAAGAGAAAACUGAGCAACAUCAAGAAGCCAGUCAGGAACUCCAAAGCAAGAUCACAGCCCUUGAGACCGAGAAAGAGAAACUUAACAACGAGAUCAAGACAAUGAAAGAAGACACAAAUGUUGCACAAAAGACUGAGAAAGAAAGGACUGACAACUACCUGCAGAGCAUUGCUAACCUGGAGAAAGAGAAGAAGGAAGUACUGGAAGACUUUGAGACUUUAAGGAAGGAGGCAGAGGACCAAAUGUUUCAGGCUACUACAACUCUAUUGGAGGAGAAAAAGGCCACCGCUACAGCCGCCAGAGAGGUUGCUGACAGAGAUGCUGAAAUUGAGAACUUGAAGACAGAACUGGACAGAAUUAAGAACCUUUCUGAAGACCAAACCAAGCAAAGCCAGUCAGAAAUCUCUGACCUUGAGAAGAGAAUAUCUGACCUUGAAGCUGAGAAGGACAUGUUGCAGAAGGGAACCGAGGCUUUGAAGGGCACUACUGACCAGAAACUUAAGCAAGCCCAGCAGGAGAUAGUUGAUCUACAGAAGAACAACAAAACUGUCACGUCUCAGAAGGAAGAUCUUCAGAAGGAGUUUGACGAGUUCAAGGAGGAAACAGAAAACCAGACAAAGCAAGCUCAGUCAGAGAAAGAAGAACUUCAGAAGAAACUCUCUGAGACAGAAACAGAGAGAGACCAACUUCAGAAGGAUCUGGACUCUUCCAAAGCUGAAACAAACAAGGUCACCAAGCAAGGAGAACGAGAGGUGACAGAACUGCAGAAGAAGCUUACCAAAGUGGAGGAGGACAAGGACAAGAUCCAUAAGGAGUUCAAGGCACUCAAGAUAGACUCUGAAGAAAAAGCAGAGAAAGCUCAAGACCAACAGGAGGCCCUGAGCAGACAGAUCUCUGAGCUGGAGGCUGAGAAAUCUGAUCUGGAGUCAGAUUUAGAGCAAGCUAGAAGUGACCUGGACACAAAACUGAAGGCAGGGCAGAAGGAGUCAGGUGACCUCCAGACCAGACUGAACGAGUCCGAGACCCAGAAAAGGGAGAUGCAAAAAGAACUCAAGAAGCUCAAGAGGGAAUCUGAGGACAAGGAACAACAAUACCAGAUGGAGUCUGGGAAGCUCCAGAGGAAGAUCGCAGACAUGGAGUCCCAGAAGGCCCAGGCUUACCAGGACCUGGAGCUGGCUAAGGAGGACUUCUCCAGUAAACUAGAGCUAAAAGUAAAAGAGACUGAAAGUUUACAGGGCUCAUUGUCGGAACUUGAAACUGUGAAGAAACAACUGGAGAAAAAUGUGGAGUCCAAGCAACAGGAGGCUGUGGAACUCUCUAAGAACAAGGAAAAAGAGUCUCAAACCAUGCAAGGAAGAAUCAAAGAGCUGGAAUCUAUCAAGGCACAGCUAGAAAAAGACAUGGAAACCAAACAACAACAGAAUGCACAGAUUGUUCAGAACAAGGAAAAGGAAGCUGAAAGUUUGCAGGGAAAAAUCACAGAACUGGAGUCACUAAAGACACAACUAGAAACUGAUGUAGAAACAAAGAAACAAGAGAAUGCAGACAUUGUGAAGCAAGCAGAAUCUCAAGUCUUUGAGAUGUCCAAAACCAUCAUGGACCUACAAAAGGAAGUGCAAAAUGUCAACACUGAGCUAGAAACUACUAAGUCCCAGGCAGCAGAAACGCAAAAGCAAGGUCAAUCCACCCUGUCAGAAACGCAGGCUUCCCUCUCCAAGGCACAGGCAGAGAACAACAGUCUGCGAGCCGAGGUAGAAGGCCUGUCUGUUAGGCUCAAUCUAGAGCGAUCUCAGUUAUCUGAAGUUCAAAACUCAUUGAAGCAACAACUAGACGACUACAAAUCACGGGAGAACACCUUACAGCGAGAGUUUGAAGGUGAACGUGAGUCGCUGCAGAAAGCAGUGGACAUCACCGAGAAACUGGUCAAACAAAAGGAUGAGGAGCUUACCAAGUACCAAUCACAGAUCACAGAUUUGAAGGGUGAAAGCCACCUUGCAGAGAGCUUGAAGCUUAAGAUCUCUGCCUUGGAAGAAGUCAAUGAAGAACUUGAAGACAAGGUGAACGUCUUAAACACAGCACUGGAGCAGAUGCAAAAAGACAUGGACGCCAUGACAGCUGGCGAUCCCAUAACGGCCAAGCUGAGAAAAGAGAAGGAAGAAGCAGAAGGCCAGACCAAAGAAAUUCGGUUAAAGAUUGACUUCCUGAACUCGGUGAUUGUGGAUCUACAGAGGAAGAACGAUGAGCUGAUCCGCCGUAUUGACCAGUUGGAGAGUGGUGUGAAUGGGGAGGACCUGUUCGAUGAAGAGGAAGAGAGACUAAGACAACUCCCCCCUCCCCGACUCUUCUGCGACAUUUGUGACGUAUUUGACGAACACGACACAGACGACUGCCCCAAACAGGCCACGGAGUAUGAGGAGUACGCCUCCCACUCACAGUAUCACGGGGACAGGCACGAGGAACGAGCCUUCUGCGAUAACUGUGAAGUUUUUGGCCACUGGACAGAAGACUGUAAUGAAGAUGAAGAGUACUAACGAAUGGGGAGGGCCCAGCAUUCGCUGCCAUCACACAACACCCCUACAAAUCAGUAGACUAGUCCACACUUUCCAGAGCAAGUACAUGCAACUAUCCAAACACCAGUGACAUUUUACACAUCUUGAUCACAGAACUUGGUGUUUUCAAAGACUAACCAGUCGAUCAUGAAAUAUUGGUUGUUUUUGGACAUGGAUUCAUCCUCUACCAGGAAAAUUGUGGAGCUAAGAAUGCUGGGACUAGCAGGGAAUGCUGGGACUAGCAAUGAAUGCUGGGAAGGGAGGGAAUGUGUACAGAAUGUAUCUAUUAGAUUGUUGUAAUUUUAUAUCCAUUGCUGGCAAGGCGGGGAAAGUGGCAAAAAUUCUCUCAACUGAACUAAAAUUUACAAACUUCUUAGCCCCAAGUGUUUAAUAUAACAAGAUGAAUUGAAGUCAAUGUUUCUGAACAUCGAUAGUAAGAUGUUAAUGGCAAACAUUGGCAUUGUCUAAUGAUUGACAAUAAUCAUAAUACAUUGACAUGGAUGGGGUGAUACUGCAACAGAAGUUGAGCCAGAAAUUUAUAUGGAUUUGAAAUGUCCAUUUUCGCCUUUUGUGUCAGACGUAACAAUAUUUGCUGUUCCUUUAUCGUCAUACAGAUUUUUGUAUACGUCAAAUAGAUACGAAUACACAGUUUAUUCAUGGGAGCAGAUACGUCAAGUUAUUCAGCAUAUCUUUUCGCUGCUAGAAUAUUAAACUUCUACAGCAAACAUUUUGUGAAAGGUACAAGUCAUAAAUAUUAAAGCACUGCUAUGAAAUUCUUGGGUUUGGUUUAAACUUAUUUAUUUGGUUCCUUUGGGUAGCCCGCACUUUAAGUCCUCAGGUUCUUAAUUUAUAGUUAUAUAAAUUAUCAUAAAGUAACUAAUAAUUCUUUAUAUUUGCCGGUGUUGCAUAUGCUUCCAUUAACUAGAGCAUUAGGGGCUUCUUUCCUGUGAUUUUGUUACCACUAUAAGUUAAUUUAAAAGAUUUAUUGGCCUCACAGAAUGCUCCCAUGGUUUAAACAUGCUGUGGUGGAAGUUGGGUAAAAAAAAAUAAAACCAUUCAUGGUUGGUUUUGAUGUUCAUCAACUGUUGAGAGACUUGGACAGUGUGUCAGUGUAGGGACCUGGGGAGAGGGCUACCUGGAAACAGGUUUAUUGAAUAAAGUGUGAUGAAUACAUUGUG
Molecule: messenger RNA, 9481 nt
Organism: Branchiostoma belcheri (Belcher's lancelet)
Lineage: Eukaryota; Metazoa; Chordata; Leptocardii; Amphioxiformes; Branchiostomatidae
Product: CAP-Gly domain-containing linker protein 1-like
Exons: 62
Coding region: 711-8285 (2524 amino acids)
Biological process (GO): positive regulation of microtubule polymerization; cytoplasmic microtubule organization
Cellular component (GO): microtubule plus-end; cytoplasm; nucleus
Molecular function (GO): microtubule plus-end binding
Source: RefSeq, a predicted model, not a curated record